Molecule: messenger RNA, 798 nt
Organism: Eutrema salsugineum
Lineage: Eukaryota; Viridiplantae; Streptophyta; Magnoliopsida; Brassicales; Brassicaceae
Product: signal recognition particle 19 kDa protein
Exons: 5
Coding region: 142-603 (153 amino acids)
Biological process (GO): SRP-dependent cotranslational protein targeting to membrane; SRP-dependent cotranslational protein targeting to membrane, signal sequence recognition
Cellular component (GO): signal recognition particle, endoplasmic reticulum targeting
Molecular function (GO): 7S RNA binding
Source: RefSeq, a predicted model, not a curated record
CAAACGUAAAAUCUCUCACUGGGAAAUUUCUCCUCUUCUCCUUCGUUGCCCUCCCCUAAUCGAUUUUCUUCUGAUCCGUAGCAAUCGAAAAGCUUGGUUUCUAGAUUUCGAAGAAUCUAAUCCCUGAUCUGUGUAAUUUACAUGGGUUUAAUCGGGUAUUGGGCCAUGGAUAGUGGAGCACUCAACAUCAAGAAAUGGGUAGUGAUGUAUCCAGUCUAUAUUAACUCAAAGAAAACUGUAGCUGAGGGAAGGAGAAUCAGUUUGAGUAAAGCAUGUGAGAACCCUAAUUGCAUUGAGAUUAGUGACUGUUGCAAGCAUUUGAAACUCCCUAGUGCUGUCGAGAUUGACAAAGCGUACCCGCGAGAUUUCAUGCAAGUAGGGAGAGUGAGAGUGCAGUUGAAAAGGGAAGAUGGCACUUUACUCAAUCCAGCCAUUACUUCAAGGAAGCAACUGAUGCAGAAAAUUGCAGAGCUGGUGCCGAGACAUCCGGAGAGAGUGAAGAAGCAAGAAUCUCAGAAAGCGAAGAAGCAGGAACCUCAGGCCACAACUUCAACCUCUGGAACUUCUUCAAAGUCAGGCAAAGGUGGCAAGAAGAAGAGAUAAACAAGCCCUCUCUCUCUUUCUCUCUACUCCCUCUGUCAAUCAUUUUUCUCCUCGCAUCAGAUUCUAUGGCUUUUAAUUUUUAGAACUUACAGAGAAAACACAACAGUGUUUCAAAGAGAACAUAGUUUUUUUUCAACCCCUAAGCUAUCGUUGGUUUCAUCACUGUGCUUACAUUUUUUGACAGCAUCCAUAGAU